Messenger RNA from Gilbertella persicaria, 2733 nucleotides. Its product is annotated as glycosyl hydrolases family 31-domain-containing protein. Gene Ontology annotation, biological process: carbohydrate metabolic process; N-glycan processing. Gene Ontology annotation, cellular component: glucosidase II complex. Bases 1 to 2733 code for a protein of 910 amino acids. NCBI's taxonomy places the organism in Eukaryota, Fungi, Mucoromycota, Mucoromycetes, Mucorales, Choanephoraceae. The record is from RefSeq and is a predicted model, not a curated record. Gene Ontology annotation, molecular function: alpha-glucosidase activity; carbohydrate binding. The transcript is spliced from 2 exons.
AUGAAGUUUGAGGACUUCAAGACGUGUUCUCAGUCGGGUUUUUGUCGUAGAAACAGAGCUUAUGCCGACGAAGCAACAGUGGCCUCUUCCCCUUAUACCUUAUUGACAGACUCUGUUCAGCUCUUACAAAAUAAAGUCUAUGCAGACAUUAAAAAUACAGAAACAGACGCUCUCUUGACUCUGGAGCUGCAUAUCCUACAAGACGCCACAGCACGCGUCCGUAUCAAUGAAAAAUCACCUAUCAAGCCGCGUUACGAUGAACACAGCAAGUACACAUUGGUAAGCGAACCCGUUUCUCAAGAUGCACUAUCCAUGACCAGGACGAAACAAAACAAUAUCGAGAUUCAAUUGGACAGUACACGUAAAAUCGUGAUUCAUCCUCAACCUGUCCAGAUUCAGUUUUUGGUCAAUCAUCAGCCUAUGAUUACACUGAAUGACCGUGGAUUUUUCAACUUUGAGCAUUUACGUACAAAAGAAACACAUAAGCCAAAGAUGAUUGAGAAAAAGAACGAAGACGGUACUGUGUCUACUGAAGAAGCAGAGUCAGAAAAGGAUCUUUGGGAAGAAACUUUCAAGACAUGGACAGAUCCUAAGCCCAAUGGCCCUGAAUCUGUAGCUAUGGAUGUCACUUUCCAUGGCUUUCCUCACGUUUAUGGUAUUCCUGAACAUGCAUCCAGUCUUGCAUUAAAAGAAACACGCGGGGGUGAAAAUGCUUAUACCGAUCCUUACAGACUUUAUAAUACCGACGUAUUUGAAUAUGCACUCGAUAGUCCUACUGCUCUUUAUGGUGCUGUGCCUUUGAUGAUAGCUCAUAAAAAGGGUUUAUCUGCAGGUAUCUUUUGGAUGAAUCCCUCUGAAACUUGGAUUGAUAUUGUCAAGCACAACAAAGCUGAUGACAAAAAUGCUGUUCAAAAGGUACUUGGUCUCAACAAGCAUCAAGAAACCUCAACGCAAACACACUGGAUUUCAGAAGCUGGUGUGCUUGAUGUAUUUGUGUUUUUUGGUCCUUCUUCAAAAGAUGUCCUUCGUCAAUACACUCGGUUGACAGGCACACCUGCUAUGCCUCAAAUGUUUGCUGUAGGUUAUCAUCAAUGUCGUUGGAACUAUAUCAAUCAAAGAGAUGUAUUAGAAGUAGACAAACAGUUUGAUGAAAACGAUAUGCCUUACGAUGUGAUCUGGCUUGACCUUGAAUACACAGAUGACAAGAAAUACUUUAUGUGGGAUCAAGCUAAAUUCCCUGAUCCCAUUCGCAUGGAAGAAGCAUUAGAUACCAAGGGCCGUAAAUUAGUCACUUUGAUUGACCCUCAUAUCAAGCGUGCUGAUAAUUACCGUGUCUGUGAAGAAGCCAAGUCCAAGAGUUUGUUUGUCAAACAAGCUGAUGGUAAUGACUAUGAAGCUUGGUGCUGGCCUGGUCAAUCGUCUUGGGUUGAUUUCCUUCACAAACCUUCUUACGAUUGGUGGAAGCAACAGUUCAAGUUUGACAAAUUCAAGGGCACAAGAGACAAUGUGUACAUCUGGAACGAUAUGAACGAACCCUCUAUUUUCAAUGGUCCCGAAAUCACGAUUCAAAAAGAAAUGAUGCAUGAUGGUCGAUGGGAGAACCGUGUCUUACAUAAUCUGUAUGCUGUCUUGUCACACACAGCUACUUCAGAAGGUGUUCGUGAACGUACAGAGGUACAAAAGCGUCCAUUUGUCUUGGGCCGUGGCUAUUAUGCUGGUGUUCAGCGUGCAGGCCCUAUCUGGACAGGUGAUAAUAUGGCGAACUGGGAAUCCCUUAAGUACUCUAACCCAAUGAUUUUGUCCAACAGUAUUGCCGGUGUCGCCUUCAAUGGUGCUGAUGUUCCUGGUUUCUUUGGCAAUCCUGAACCUGAGUUGUUAACAAGAUGGUAUCAAGCGGGUGCUUUCCAACCCUUUUUCCGUGCCCAUGCUCAUAUUGAUACAAAGCGCCGUGAGCCUUAUCUCUCUGCUGAACCUUACAAGUCCAUUACCCGUGCCACGUUGCGUGAACGUUAUGCUUUGUUGUCUUACUGGUACACCUUGUUCUAUGAUGCUUACAAGACAGGUACGCCCAUGAUGCGUCCUAUGUUUAUGGAAUUCCCAGAUGAUGAACAAGUCUGGACUAUGGAAGAUCAAUUCAUGGUAGGCAGUGCUCUUCUUGUCAAGCCCGUGACAACUGAAGGUGCUGUCAAGGCGGAUGUUUAUUUCCCUACAGAGCAAUUAUGGUACGAUUACAAGACGCAUCAAAAAAUACAACAUACUGGCUGGCAUACAGUUGAAGCUCCUCUUGAUACUAUUCCUGUCUAUUACCAAGGUGGUCAUAUUGUACCUCGUCGUGAACGUAUUCGUCGUAGCUCGGCUGCCAUGCGACUUGACCCAUUCACACUUGUGAUUGCUCAAGACAAACAAGGUGAUGCUCAUGGUGCUUUGUAUCUCGAUGACGAAGAGACCUAUGAUUUCGAAAAAGGUGCUUAUGCCCAUACUGCUUUUGAUUACCAUCAAGGCAGUUUGACGUGUCAAAGCAUGCAUGAAGACGGCAAUGUAUUUGCUAAAUCAAAAGAAAAGAUUCGUGUGGAGCGUAUCCAUAUCUUGGGCUCCAAGAAACCUGCCGGUGUCAAGGUUGUUCAACAAGGUACAUCUGUUGAAGCAGACUAUACGUUCGAUGGUCAAACAAUCACAAUCAAGAAUCCCAAUGUGUCUGUCAUUCAAUGUGGUUGGUCUAUUGUGGUUUAUUAA